Messenger RNA from Suillus paluster, 654 nucleotides. RefSeq lists its product as uncharacterized. The record is from RefSeq and is a predicted model, not a curated record. Bases 1 to 654 code for a protein of 217 amino acids. NCBI's taxonomy places the organism in Eukaryota, Fungi, Basidiomycota, Agaricomycetes, Boletales, Suillaceae. The transcript is spliced from 6 exons.
AUGCGCGCCCUAGCAUCCGAAGAAUUUACCACCAUUGAAAUUACUUGGCAAUACCGUAUGGCGCUGUCACGUAGUUCUGUGAUAAUGGUUGAGGACUUUCCCUACGGUGCCGGUGUCGCAACCGACCAGCUCACGAUCUCUCACGGUGCUAUCGCUCCAGAUAUCUCUUCGACUCCUGAGUUCUGCAACGGAGGACUUUCCACCUUCAGAGACGCGUAUUUUUCACACUUUGUGGCCAUAUCUUUCGAGGGCGUCUUCUCGUCGCGCAAUUCAUUCAUCACCUUCGGCAACUCCAGCAACUGGUUUCGGUCCUUCUCAUCUGCUACCUCUCCCAAAUCCGUCCCCAUUGGAAUCCUACUUAGCGGUGCAAUGCGCUCAUCACUUUUCAACCUCGGCGAGCUCUUACCUGAUAAGAUUCCAUACUCUCGUUAUCGCGAGCCUACUUUGGCUUCCGAUACAACCCUCCUGGCCUCUACUAGUAUGCCAUCCAUCCUACUCCGAGGUCUUGGUGGCCACACCCAAGCGAUAGCCAUCUUCAGCCUGGUACCCCUUGCCUCCCCAUAUCCUCGGCAGAAAGCGAUCGACAUCGGCCUUAUUUACGAUCCUGCCCAUGCCUUCCGUGACGGUAGCCAGGCCUCAGUGUUGCAGCUAUGA